GGCGAGCAAGCUGUGGGCAAGUGGACUGACCUGAAGCUUGGAGAUCAGCCCACUGGGUUGUCUGCCUUUUGCUUUUGCCUUGCCAGAGGGAUGGCCAUUCCGUCUAGCUCUUCACCCUGCCUCUCGCGCCCUGCCUUCCCCUUCCCAUCAGCCCACCUAAACCUAUUGAUUGGCAGACACAGAGACCCAGCAAGUUUACCUCUUGAUGGAGUUAUGCGCUCAGAGGAAAAUCCAUACUUUCCUUGUACCCAGGCCAUUCAAAUUUUUUGUCUAGGCUGCUUAAUCUCGUCAUCCAAUCUUGGCAAUUUUGUUAAUCACUCCCUUGUCUAUUUACAACCGAGUCGACCAGGAAGUGCUAAAGAAUCUGGAGGACUAUCUGCUGCCACGGUUGCUUCACCUCCUGCUGGGAAUAGCAGCAGCUAUGCCGGAAGUGGUUCGUCCAUCAAUCUCGGACAACAACCGCCGACUCCCACUUCGACCCCAGGUCUCAUCAUCUCGUCCUCCCCCACUCCUGUCUCUACUGUGACUUCACUUUCAGCGUCGAGUCUUCCUGGUAACAUAGCCGCAUCUACUGCAGCUGUGACGACAUCUAGUAGUUCGGGGAUGACAGCCGUAUCUUUGCCGCAGCCUCAUUCGCAACAACCUACUCCCCUGUACUCAGGUGGCGUGUCAACAGGUGGCUCCUAUGGCCGUGUGUCUUCAGGUGGUGGGGCUCCACGGCAUUCCUCGGGCUCUGUGUCCACUAUGAUGACAGGCAACCGCUACUCUGGUCAGCCGACUCCGGCUUACAAUUCCGGUCCCAUGGGCUAUUAUGGGCCUCAAACGGGGCCUCCUAUUGGACCUCCACCGAGCUCAUCAACAUCAACGCAACCACAAGGGUCUUUGUUGCAUCAUCCUCACCAUACUGCUUCUAUUACUGGAGGAGGCAAGCCGUCUGGCAUGAUGAUGGUGUCCCCAGGAACAGACAGUGGUGGCGCUGGUCCCAAUUGUGGUGCCCCUACACCAACUCUUCGGCAUCCUGGUUUGUCGCAAACUACUAUGCCAAGUGGGGCCUUUGGUGUUCGCUCUGGGAGUGCUUCUGUAGGCUCCGUCUCUUCCUCCUACCAAGGCAUCGCUGGAGGCCUUAUGCCACCUCCUCCACCCCCUACAAAUGGGACUGGACAAAGCCCACAAAUCCAGCAUCCGGGCUAUGGACCUCAAGGCCACCCUCAGUCCCCAUAUGGCAUGCUGCCAAUAUUGUCACAACAGCAACAAUCUGCCCUAAAUCAGACACCCGAUGGAGUGGUUAUCCAAGCUAAUCAACAGCAACAACAGCAUUGUGGUAUGCUUUUAUUUGUACUUAUCUAA
Messenger RNA from Protopolystoma xenopodis, 1347 nucleotides. NCBI's taxonomy places the organism in Eukaryota, Metazoa, Platyhelminthes, Monogenea, Polystomatidea, Polystomatidae. The record is from the annotation of a GenBank genome assembly.